Messenger RNA from Penicillium roqueforti, 2994 nucleotides. RefSeq lists its product as uncharacterized. NCBI's taxonomy places the organism in Eukaryota, Fungi, Ascomycota, Eurotiomycetes, Eurotiales, Aspergillaceae. Bases 1 to 2994 code for a protein of 997 amino acids. The record is from RefSeq and is a predicted model, not a curated record. The transcript is spliced from 2 exons.
AUGACACGCUCCGCUGCAUCUAGGAAGAACCAGAGCAAUCGGCAGGAGAAUGGCCUUGUCGGUCCCGGCAAGAAAUUAACUAAGCAAAAGUCAAGCGGCCAUCUGAACGGCAACUCGGGCAACGGCUCUGCUACCGGUCCGGGCGCGUCCGCUCACUUCGAUCUAUCCUCCGUACGGUCUGCUAGCGAUACGGCUUUGAUAUCUCCGACGGUUGCCGGCAAAGGAGGAGAUAGCACGAAGGCAGAUGGCAAUGUGCGUGGGAUGUUGAAUGGACAUAGCAAGGGUGGAGACAUGACAUCUGCGCAAGAAAACGGCGAUGUCGCCCAGAAUGGUGGCAUAGCAGGUCAUGUCUCUCGCAAUGGAACCUCGAAACGAUCCGGAUCCAAUGCUUCGAUUAAUCCGCUCCAGCUCGCAUCGACUAUCCUCAAAUCGUGCCCGAUGUACGACACUAUCGCCAUCUUGAUUUUUUUGCUCCAGCUUCCACCGAUGGUCUUGACCCUCGUUCAGUUCUUAUUCGCCUCCUUGACUUUCAUGCCUCCCAGUGGCGCCGCGGCCGGUUCUUUGUCGUCGAACUUCGAUAUUUUUCAGGGUCCGGCUGGGACGCCAUCUCUGGGGACAAUGAUUGCGAUGGAUGGGUUCUGCAUACUUCUCUGGGGCCUUUUCAUGUGGAACUGGGCGCAGAAAUUUGCCAUCGAUCUCGCUCAUGUCCAAGUUGCUAUCACCUUGGGUGGCGGGGGUUCCGGGAAGAACGGCGGGGUCAAUGCUCUCUGUGUCGGAAUUGUUCUGCUUCUUCAUCUUGUUCGCAGUAAAGGCAUCCAGGACUUUGUCUUGGGUCAUCUUGUCUCUGCUAAACUGCUCAGUCCCGAUCUUCUCUCCCAAUAUUCGCAUCUGCUACCCGCUGAGUUCCGACACUCCGAAGCACAAACGUCUCCGAGCUGGCUCCGCAGCCUUCUUGCGGUGCAUAUCCUCGCACAAGCUGGAACCGCCAUGGCGCGACGUUCGAUGGCCAAGAAUCGGUCACCGACACCGUUACGGACCGGCAAGCGGGGAGAUACGGAGGCUUCUGCGGGAUCACAAGGACAGGCAGAUUCUGCUCUGGAAUCUGCUGCCAGUGUUUCGUCUUGUUUCGUGGGACCUGAUGGUCAGUUGAAAGACGGAAAGGAUCGUUUCACGUCAGCUAAGAAACGCAGACGGCAAGCCAAUCAGGUUCGGAGCCGACAGCCGUUCUGGGCUGCGCUUGCCAGUACAAAAGUCACGGUGAUGAGGGAAUAUGAACAUUCGCGGGCUAUCUCCAAGACAGCCCGCAAUCUCACAAUGACGGAGGAAGAUCUCCAGGGGGUGUCUCUCGACGACGGGUUAAUAUGGAUUACGGAUGUGGAUAGCUCUUCGAUUAAAUUCGCCGCGGGUGAGUUUACCGAUGACCCCGCGGUGUCAGGUUCAUUUGAAGCCGGUCGUUUGGAAGGAGACAUGGAACCAUUCUACGUCUGCGUCAACGGUGCGCUUUGGGCUACCGCUUCGAUAUGCAGAGUUUCAGACGCCAAGGGACCGAGCGUUGUCCAAUGGCGGGGCGAGAUUGCUGGACUUGCUCCCAAUUGCGCAUACACAUGUGCAUUUGUACGAAGCGAUACCGACGAGGAAAUCUGUGUCAUGAGUGUCAAGACGCCUUCAACGACUGACACAGAGCAAGUCAUUUCCGCGGUAUCGACACCCCCACAGCCGACCUACCGUCCAUCGUCCCCCACAACGACGCUCAAGAACUCUAUCAGCAAUGCGGAAUCAAAGUUGAACGAAAAGCGCAAUCGUCUGAAAAAGACGAAGAACGACCAUAAAGCUGUUAUCUCGAAAAUCCGGAAAGAGCUCGAUAACUUCAAUGCUCGCCUCCAAAGCGGAAAUGACGAGAAUCGCCAAAAGCAGCGUUCGCUUCAACUUGAACGAAACAUCCGGCAGACCGAAGAGGCUACUGCGGUACUAGAGGUACAACUCGACACCAUGGAAAGCGUUCCUGAGGAGGAGAUGGAAGAGUGGGCGGCGCACAAAGCGGACUUCGAACGCGAGCUGGAACGUUUCAAUUCGACCAAGGAAGAGGUUGCUGCUGCUCGAACGGCUGCAGCUCAGCAGGUGGCGGCACUAGAGUUGGAAUUGACGCAGGCUGUUCAGAAGCGAGAGCGUCUCCAGGGUCGCCGCACCCGGGUGAACGAGCAGUAUGAGCGUAUCAUUUCAGCCAACGCACAAGGGUUGAAUGAGAGAGAACGUCGGGCCGCUGAACAAUUUGCCAGGGAACAGGACCAGUCAAAGAUGGAGAGCAAUUUCCACGAGCAAUUCGGGAGCAUCAGCCAAUCCGUGCAGGAUUUCCAGCUGCGCACGAGUCAACUCUGGCAGCAGGCAUCUGCAAUUGAGCAGUCCAUCCAGCAACAACAACAGCAAAUGCUCCUCGAGUCUGGUCCUCUCACACCCGAAGGCAACUUGCCGGGCACCAAUCCUCUGCCUGAGACCAGUGGUCCGUCGUUCAACGCAUCUACGACCACUGCACCUAGCGCUCGAUCUCUGAUGGGGGGUCUUAGCUUUCCUCAUGCGAGAUCUAGUCCACUACAGAUUUCGUCUUCUCCAGUCCACGAGAUGCCGUCAAAUCCAACUAGCCCAUCGCAAGACCUUCCCUUCCUCCCACAGUUUCCAAACUCUCCUGUCGGCAACGUGGGCUCAUACUUCGGGUCAGAAAUUAACCACCGAGACCGUUCGUUCUCCAACCGCUCCACUCGCAGCAGCCAAUAUGGCUCUGAAUUCUUGGACACGAACCACUUGCCACCUCUCCAGCUUGACCUAGCAGAAUUGCUUGGUGAGACCAAGACUCGGCCUGGGUCUGAUGGUUUCCUGCAUCAAGGUGGCCGUACGGUCCUGAGCCCUUUCCAGCGAGCAGUAAGCCGAGGUAGUGGCAGUGGCAGUGGUAGUGGCGGUAGUGGCAGUGGGACCGGCAGUCCGCACUCGGCACGAGACUAG